AUGGAGGCCAGAAACAGGGCAAGGCUUGGGCUUGGGCUCUGGUGGUGUUUGUUGCUGCGGAGAACCAAGAUCGUCACCUUUUUUGAUGCGGGAGCUGAGAGCGACGUCAUCAAGACUCCACUUGGAUCAGAACGAGUGACGUGUCUCAGGUCUACGUCUUGCAUUCUACGGGCCUCCGCCAAGGAUCCUCACCUGUGCAUCCGGAGAGGCCCCCAUAGGCCCCCUAGAACUGGACUGACCCCGGAUGCGGUUCACGACCACCAAGCUUCGGUCGAAUCCAGCGCAGCGCUAGCACAAGUUUGGGGUCUUUUUGGAGGUCAGUGGGUGGGUGAACGGGCUCUAAAACUGAGCGAUCCUCCGGCAGUCUCCAGCCCGAAAGAUAAAGGAGACAAGGAGUAA
Molecule: messenger RNA, 399 nt
Organism: Fusarium redolens
Lineage: Eukaryota; Fungi; Ascomycota; Sordariomycetes; Hypocreales; Nectriaceae
Exons: 3
Coding region: 1-399 (132 amino acids)
Source: RefSeq, a predicted model, not a curated record